Dissoconium aciculare CBS 342.82 is the source of this 417-nucleotide messenger RNA. RefSeq lists its product as uncharacterized. The transcript has a single exon. The record is from RefSeq and is a predicted model, not a curated record. NCBI's taxonomy places the organism in Eukaryota, Fungi, Ascomycota, Dothideomycetes, Mycosphaerellales, Dissoconiaceae. The coding region runs from base 1 to 417 and encodes 138 amino acids.
AUGGCGAUCAAGCAGCUGCCUUCUCGCGCGUCGUUUCUGCACUUCACUCGCAUCUCCCAGCCGCGACGAACGCCAAGCGCAAAAUUCAACCAAAGGCGUCACAAUUCCACAUCCACAUCCACACCACCAUCGCCGAGCAAAGACACAGCCAGAGACACGACAAUCAACCCUCUCCUAACGACCUCCCCACCAGCACCACAGCAUCUCCCCGAGGUACCACUACGGGCGCCCCCAAAACCACGACCGCGCGGGAGCGAUCGGCAAUUAUACCUCGUCACGCUCGCAUUGCUUCUGGUGACGCCACCGAUCGUGUACUUUUACUAUGAGCAUCGCAAAGCUCAUAUGGGGAAGAAAAAGGAGGAGCUCAUAAAGUCACUGGAGCAGAAACGGCAGGCGUGGAUCGCGCAGAAUCGAUGA